Stegostoma tigrinum is the source of this 1354-nucleotide messenger RNA. RefSeq names its product cyclin-dependent kinase-like 4. Gene Ontology annotation, biological process: protein phosphorylation. The coding region runs from base 309 to 1340 and encodes 343 amino acids. Gene Ontology annotation, molecular function: ATP binding; cyclin-dependent protein serine/threonine kinase activity. Gene Ontology annotation, cellular component: nucleus. The transcript has 10 exons. Lineage: Eukaryota; Metazoa; Chordata; Chondrichthyes; Orectolobiformes; Stegostomatidae. The record is from RefSeq and is a predicted model, not a curated record.
UCCUCAGAUCCUACUUCUUGGGAUAAAGGGAAAGACACGGAGUUCUUCCAACCCAAAUUUGGUUCGUCAAAGCGACCUAGACUCAAUUCUGAGCUGUUAGGCCCUUCAAGACUAUGUUGGCUCUCUGUGUAGUAACCAACUCCUGUUUGAUAUAACGAUCGUCCACCAUGGUAUCAUACAGUAUCACUGGUAUCAUAUUUUCUUCUGUGCUCGUUUUAAUUUGUAAGAUAUAGAUUUAAUCUGCACUGCUUAAACUUACAAUUGCUGCCACACUCAAGACAAUUAUCCUAAAUACAUUUUGGGAACAAAUGGAAAAAUACGAAAAACUUGCAAAAAUUGGUGAAGGCUCUUACAGUGUAGUGUUCAAGAGCAGAAACAAGGAUACUGGACAAAUUGUUGCCAUUAAGAAGUUUGUGGAAUCAGAGGACGAUUCAUUCAUAAAGAAGAUAGCUGUGAGAGAGAUCCGCAUAUUAAAGCAAUUAAAGCACAAUAACCUGGUGAACCUUAUCGAAGUUUUUAGAAGAAAACGUAAAUUGCACCUUGUGCUUGAGUAUUGUGAUCACACUGUACUAAAUGAGCUGGAGAGAUAUCCUAGAGGGUUACCAGAAGCAAUGGUUAAAAACAUAAUGUGGCAGAUGCUUCAAGCGAUUAAUUUUUGUCACAAGCACAACUGUAUUCACAGAGAUGUCAAGCCUGAAAACAUUCUAAUUACUAGACAGGGAGUCAUUAAACUCUGCGACUUUGGAUUUGCCAGAAUACUAAUAGGUCCAGGAGAUGAUUACACUGACUAUGUAGCAACCCGCUGGUACCGAGCACCAGAGCUCCUUGUGGGAGAUACACAGUAUGGGGCUACAGUAGAUAUCUGGGCUGUAGGUACUGUCUUUGCAGAGCUGGUGUCUGGACAAGCAUUAUGGCCUGGGAAAUCAGAUGUGGACCAAAUCUACUUGAUAAUAAGGACUCUGGGUAAACUCAUCCCAAGGCAUGAGCAUAUAUUCAGGAAUAACCAAUUUUUUCUGGGUGUUAGUUUACCUGAACCAGACCCUGAGGAUAUGGAACCCCUAGAAGAUAAGUUUCCAAACCUAAACCCUCAUGCUUUGACAUUCAUGAAGAGUUGUUUGAAAAUGGAUCCAGAGGACAGAUGCAGCUGUGAAGACUUGCUUGAAAAUGCAUACUUUGAUUUAUAUCGAGAUGAAAAUGAAAAAUCCAGACAAUGGCUUGAUGGCCGGAAUCGAAAAAGACAGCAGCUUUUGCCUCAGCUCCCUGGUAAUAAUGGGUCACCAGCACCAGAUCCCAGAAAGCAGGUUCGUCAGCAACGGUUUGAUCACCUUCCUACCAUCUGACAAUCUCUAUCAAG